Molecule: messenger RNA, 2542 nt
Organism: Gossypium raimondii (Peruvian cotton)
Lineage: Eukaryota; Viridiplantae; Streptophyta; Magnoliopsida; Malvales; Malvaceae
Exons: 4
Coding region: 507-2486 (659 amino acids)
Biological process (GO): asymmetric cell division
Source: RefSeq, a predicted model, not a curated record
GUUUUUAUUGUGAAAAAAGAAAAGCUAGAAAAUAGAGAAUUUGAUACAGCAACGUAUACAGGUGAAUGUAGCCUUGUUUAGAGAUAACAGAGCAAAGGGUCUUAUUCUUCAAAGGAAUCCAAUCUUAAAGGUUCAACAAUAAGAGAUACUUCUCCUUUUGAAACUUGGGUCUGCUAGAUUUUGCUUUAAAACUCAAUCUGAUUCUCACAAAACAUUGAAGAAAAGAGAUUCAGGGAGACGAAGGAGAAAUCUGUCGUGGUUGAUUCAGGCGUCAGGUUUGUAAUUUGAGAUGGUUUCAAUGUUUUGAUCCCUAGUUAGUUUAUUUUUUUGUGUUGAAGUGUGUUAAAGUGCUAGAAGCUGUUUAAGUUGUGAGACCUUAAGUUUUUCCAAGUUGGGGUUCAUGGGAAUUGUUGCUUUGAGGCUUUGGAUGUUGAGGAUUGAAAUGAGGUUAAAUCUUUGCGGUGAUGAGCUCGGGUGGUUUCUGAAAUUUCCGUGAACGAGCAGAAAUGGAUUCGUGGUUUGUUGCAGUAGCUGCAGCAGCAGCAGCUGGAUAUUUUGCUAAAUAUUGGCAAAAUCUUACAACAGAUAGGGAUGGUUUUCCCAAGGUUUCUUCUGUGGAUUCUGGGAUUGGGAAGGUUGUAACAGGAAAGGAUCUGGUCCACAAAUUUGCUAUGAUAAGGAAACUCCGGGAAGAUGUUUCUGAUAGGAAAAUAUCAGAUGUUUAUGGACUAAAUGUGGCUUCAGCUGCAGAAAUUGAUUCUGCUAGUGGAUUCAAUAGUGAAAAGAUUGGAAGCUCGGGAAGUUUAUCACCGGGAUUGUUGACAAAUGAAAGCCUAAGAGAAAAUCAAUGUGGAAAGGAGCUGAUUGCUGAUUGUGGUAGUGAUUCUGCUAAAGCUUCUAUUGCUAGAAUCGACUCUUUUAACGAGCCUAUGCACAAAAGAAGCUCUCUUAAAGCUAAAUAUUCGCAUGGACGUUCACUUAAACCGCUGAGUUCCUUAGAUAGUUGCCUCAUGGCUCAACUACAUAUGCAACAUGUUAAAAUGGAGGAGUAUGUACUUAGCUGCCUUCCAUCACCAACAACACCGAUCUUGAGACCAUUGUUGAUAACUGACGGAAGCCGAAUAAUCAACAGAACAAGUGGUGAUUUUUCUACUGGAUCAAAUGGGACCUGGGACAGUAAGCUGCAUAAUCUAGCCACUUUUGAAAAGAACAGAUACGUAUAUGCGGAUCCUCCUCUGCCAAAAAUUGAUUCCUCUGAUCUCCCCGAGAAGUUGAAGUUUAAGAGCGGAAAUGAGUGCGAUGGAAGACCGAGCAUUCCUUGCAAAAUCAAUACUGAAAAGCAGUUUCAUGCACAAUGGGGUCGUCAUGAUCGAGCUGUUCUGUUUUGUCUCGGGAUAUCUAUUGGAAUAAUAUGUUCUUACAUUGGAAAUAAAAGGGAAGUUGAGAAACUGAGAGGGUUGCUAAAGCAAACUGAGAACUUGGUUCAAGAUCUUCAAGAGGAACUCGAGAUGAAAGAUUCAUUGACAGUAAAGGAGCUAGCUAAUGAGAAUUAUGAAUCACAAGAGGCAUGUGACAAUUCCUGUCCUGACAGGGCAAUGAAUUCGUCUCCCCUUGAACAGAAUACAGAUAAUUUAACAAGAUUUGAUGGUAAAGAAUCACAUCAUCAAAAGGUAGAGGAAAGUCCAGAGUCGAUGAGUAAAAUUGAAGCCGAACUUGAAGCUGAACUUGAGAGGUUGGGUCUAAACAUGAAUGUAUUGAAUCUUGAGCAAAGACUGCCCGAUCUUGGUGAGAUUGACCCAGAUUUUGUAGCAGAUUUUGCUGAAGGUGAACUGAGAUCCGAUAUGGUUUCAGGACAAGCUCAUGGCCAAUCUAUGUCUAAUGAAAAUAGAAGCGGCACCUCGACUACCCAUUCCGGAAAUUAUGCAGUCUCACCCCGAGAGUUAACCUUGCGUUUGCAUGAAGUUAUUCGAUCAAGACUUGAAGAUCGAGUACAAGAACUCGAGACAGCUCUAGAGAACAGUCAGAGGAAGGUGAAACUGAUGGAAUCAGAGCAUAAGAAUCCUAACAACAAAUGGAAAUAUUUGACAACGGAGAGUCCACUGGUAAAUGAAGAUCUCCAUUGGACAUCGAAGCCUCAAGUUCCAAAAUUAUCAUGGGAAACUCCAGAUCAUGCAUACAACGAGGCUUUUGAAGAGGCAAAAGAAGAGGGUACACCAUUAUAUAUUUAUCGAGAAAAGCUGGCUUGGGGUGAUCAAUAUGACGCAAACAAAUCAGAUGAAACAUUUUACGAUCAGGUAAGAAUAUCGGAAGAUCAAUCUUCAAGGGUCCAAGAAUUGCUUGAUGUUGAUGUUAGAGAAGAUGAAUGUAGUGAUAAUGAUGAUGAAAUGGAGAAGCUAUUGAUACAACAAAUUGUGGAGAAAACCAAGAAAGGAUCUCCUGUAUUGCUAAAUGCACAAAGACUAUUGUUUUCCAUGGAUGAAAUUUGAGAAACUGAAAAUUUUGCAGUUAAUACAUAUAAGACUUGCAUGCUUAACUACAGCAA